AUGAUACUAAUCUACUUGCUUUCAAUUGCACUGCCAAUUUGUGUCCACUCAUUCUAUCUGCCAGGUGUUGCUCCUACCACCUAUCAUGAAGGUGAUUCAAUUCCAUUGCUGGUAAAUCAUUUGACACCAUCCAUGUUUUUCCGCCAUAAGGAUGACGAUGGAAAGGAUACCGGGGAUAGGGAAUCCUUUUUGUAUUCAUAUGAUUACUACUUCUCGAAAUUUCACUUUUGUCAACCGGAGAAGCUGGAAAAACAACCCGAAUCGUUAGGAUCCAUCAUUUUUGGAGACCGAAUCUUCAAUUCGCCUUUUGAACUGGAAAUGUUGAAAAAUAAGGAGUGUAUGCAAGUGUGCCAAUCGACAAUUCCAGGUGAAGAUGCGAAAUUUAUUAACAAGCUUAUUGUGAAUGGAUUUUUCCAAAACUGGCUUGUGGAUGGUCUCCCCGCUGCUAGAAAGGUUCAUGAUUCAAAAACGAAUACCGAUUUUUACAGUUCAGGAUUUGAACUUGGUUUUGUUGAUGUCACUCAAGGCACAUCCAAGUCUAAAACUGAAUCAACGUCAGGAACCAAAAGCGUUGCUCAAGAUGACUACUUAGAUUUACCAUCACUAAAGAAGAGGAAAAACUUGGUUGAUGUCGAAAAGCGUGCAAAAGAUGUUAACUCCAACUCCAUCGUGAAGACCCUAGAGAUUCCUUACUUUGUUAACCAUUUCGAUAUUCAAAUUGAGUAUCAUGACCGUGGUGAAGGCAAUUACCGUGUCGUAGGCGUCACAGUGGAGCCUGCCUCUAUUAAACGUACUUCUGCUUCAACUUGUACGGCUACUGGAGAAAGUUUAGUCUUAUCUGAAGAAGAAGACAACACCGUCUACUUUACCUACUCCGUGAACUUUGUCGCAUCUGAUAAAGUGUGGGCUACCAGAUGGGAUGAUUAUUUACAUGUCUAUGAUCCCAAGAUUCAGUGGUUCUCUUUAAUCAAUGUCUCUAUCGUUGUUUCACUUUUAUCAUCAGUCAUGAUACAUAGCUUGUAUCGCACUUUGAAGGAUGAUUUGUCGCGCUAUAACCAACUAAAUUUAGACGACGAUUUUCAAGAAGAAACAGGAUGGAAGCUUGUGCAUGGUGACGUUUUCCGCUCGCCUAGAAAAGCAAUGCUACUAUCUGUUUUAGUUGGCUCAGGUACUCAGUUGUUUUUAAUGGCGGGCUGUACGAUAUUCUUUGCAUUGUUGGGUUUACUAUCACCCUCUUCAAGAGGCUCUCUCACUACUGUGAUGUUCAUUCUUUACGCGCUUUUUGGCUCUUGCGGUUCGUACACUUCGAUGGCAACUUACAAGUUUUUUGGUGGUCAGUUAUGGAAAGUCAACAUGAUACUUACACCAAUUCUUGUUCCAGGUAGCUUGUUUGCGACUGUCUUAGCAUUGAACUUCUUUUUGAUCUUUGUUAAAUCCGCUGGUGCUAUUCCUUUUGGAACAAUGUGUGUCAUAGUCGCAUUAUGGUUCUUGUUUUCUAUUCCAUUGUCCAUUGCAGGCUCCCUCGUUGCUUGGAAAAGAUGUAAGUGGGACGAGCAUCCAACCAGAACCAACCAAAUUGCUAGACAGAUUCCCUUUCAACCAUGGUACUUGAAAACAAUUCCUGCGGCCAUGAUUGCAGGUAUUUUCCCAUUCGGUUCAAUUGCAGUAGAACUGUACUUCAUUUAUUCUAGUUUAUGGUUCAACAAGAUUUUUUACAUGUUUGGAUUCCUCUUUUUCGCUUUUCUUCUAUGGACUUUAACUACAUCUCUGGUAACCGUUCUAUUGACGUACUACUCUUUGUGUAUGGAAAAUUGGAAGUGGCAGUGGAGGGGAUUUUGGCUAGGUGGUGCGGGUUGUGCGAUCUACGUGUUCCUACAUUCCAUUUUACUCACUAAGUUUAAAUUGGGUGGUCUGACAACAAUUGUCCUAUAUACCGGUUAUUCCUUAGUCAUAUCGGUCCUCUGUUGUUUGAUUACUGGUGCGGUCGGAUUCUUGAGCAGUUUGUGGUUUGUUAGAAGAAUAUACGCAUCCAUCAAGGUUGAUUGA
Lachancea fermentati is the source of this 2046-nucleotide messenger RNA. The record is from the annotation of a GenBank genome assembly. NCBI's taxonomy places the organism in Eukaryota, Fungi, Ascomycota, Saccharomycetes, Saccharomycetales, Saccharomycetaceae.